GGGGCGACUCCGCGGCGGCCAUCUUGACUGUGGGCAGCCGGCCGUGCGCCUGCGCGGUGGCCCUUUCAUCCCGGCAGUCGUGGCUGCGGCGCUGAGGCGACAGGUUGGUGGGUGUCUCCGGCCACAAUGACCCAGGCUGAGAAGGGUGACACGGAGAACGGAAAGGAGAAAGGCGGCGAGAAGGAGAAGGAGCAGCGCGGCGUGAAGCGGCCCAUCGUGCCCGCGCUGGUGCCGGAGUCGCUGCAAGAGCAAAUCCAGAGCAACUUCAUCAUUGUCAUACAUCCGGGUUCAACAACUUUAAGGAUUGGUCGAGCCACAGACACUCUUCCUGCCAGCAUUCCUCACGUCAUUGCCCGAAGACACAAACAACAAGGGCAGCCCCUAUACAAGGACAGUUGGCUCCUAAGGGAGGGACUAAAUAAACCAGAAAGUAAUGAACAAAGACAAAAUGGCCUUAAAAUGGUGGAUCAAGCAAUAUGGUCUAAAAAGAUGUCCAAUGGUACAAGACGCAUUCCUGUGUCCCCUGAACAGGCACGCUCCUACAAUAAGCAGAUGCGACCUGCAAUUUUAGAUCACUGUUCGGGAAAUAAGUGGACAAACACAUCUCAUCACCCUGAGUAUUUAGUAGGAGAAGAGGCCUUGUAUGUUAAUCCACUGGACUGUUACAAUAUUCACUGGCCUAUCAGAAGAGGUCAGUUAAAUAUUCACCCAGGCCCUGGGGGCUCUCUUACAGCUGUUCUGGCAGAUAUUGAAGUAAUAUGGUCUCAUGCAAUACAAAAAUACUUGGAAAUCCCACUGAAAGAUUUAAAGUAUUAUAGAUGUAUCUUGUUAAUUCCUGAUAUCUAUAAUAAGCAGCAUGUGAAGGAACUAGUGAAUAUGAUACUAAUGAAGAUGGGUUUUUCAGGGAUUGUGGUCCAUCAGGAGUCUGUGUGUGCCACCUAUGGAAGUGGCUUAAGCAGCACGUGUAUUGUAGACGUUGGGGACCAGAAGACAAGUGUAUGCUGUGUGGAGGAUGGGGUGUCUCAUCGGAAUACUCGGCUUUGUCUGGCAUACGGAGGAUCUGAUGUGUCAAGAUGUUUUUACUGGCUAAUGCAGCGAGCUGGGUUCCCUUACAGAGAAUGCCAGUUAACAAAUAAAAUGGAUUGUCUUCUUCUGCAACACCUUAAAGAAACUUUUUGUCAUUUAGAUCAGGACAUCUCUGGGCUUCAGGACCAUGAGUUUCAGAUUCGACAUCCUGAUUCUCCUGCCCUGCUUUACCAGUUUCGAUUAGGAGAUGAAAAACUGCAGGCUCCAAUGGCUUUGUUUUACCCCGCAACUUUUGGAAUUGUUGGACAGAAAAUGACGACUUUGCAGCACAGAUCUCAGGGCGAUCCUGAGGAUCCUCACGAUGAACAUUACCUGCUGGCCACACAGAGCAAACAAGAACAGUCUGCAAAAGCUACUGCUGACCGAAAGUCUGCAUCCAAACCUAUUGGAUUUGAAGGGGAUCUUCGUGGCCAGUCCUCUGAUCUUCCAGAAAGACUCCAUUCCCAGGAGGUAGAUUUGGGGUCCGCACAGGGAGAUGGCCUGAUGGCCGGCAACGAUUCCGAGGAGGCCCUCACUGCACUGAUGUCCAGGAAGACUGCCAUCUCGCUGUUUGAAGGGAAAGCCCUGGGCCUGGAUAAAGCCAUCCUCCAUAGCAUAGACUGCUGUUCAUCUGACGACACCAAAAAGAAGAUGUACAGCUCCAUCCUAGUGGUGGGAGGUGGUUUGAUGUUUCAUAAAGCUCAAGAAUUUCUGCAGCACAGAAUUCUCAACAAAAUGCCACCAUCCUUCAGGCGAAUUAUUGAAAAUGUGGAUGUGAUCACAAGGCCUAAGGACAUGGACCCCCGGCUGAUUGCAUGGAAAGGAGGGGCAGUGUUGGCUUGUUUGGAUACAACACAGGAACUGUGGAUUUAUCAGCGAGAGUGGCAGCGCUUUGGUGUCCGCAUGUUACGAGAACGGGCUGCAUUUGUGUGGUGAAUGGGGAGGAAAUGUCACUGCCGAAGACCAAAAACAAGCUUCUUGGUACCAUCGCACACACUGUUGACGUCAUUGGAAAGAAGGAAGACGACUUUGUCUGCUGCCUUCUUUUGAGUGGCAAGCCACUGCACUGGACCCAUCUCUGCUAUUUUCUUUUUCUGCCACUUUUCAAGGAUGACCUCACUUCUGCAAUGGUUUUGAAGAAAUUCAGUGAAGUAACAAAUUGUGUGAUGGAAACAUAUUUCAGAUGGGUAAACCACAAGAACCUUAAUGGGGGGCAGUAGUGUGGUGGUAGAAAAGGAAGUCUUCUUGAUCCUUUCUGUGAGGGGAGAAAAGCAUUUGUUAUCUGUGAACAGCAAACAGCAGGCUUUCACUCUGUAAACCAUCCCUGACAAAUGAUCCCUUGCUAGAGAAUGUCAGCUGAGCACCAAGGGCCUUGUUAGUGACAGCAAGGAAAAACAUCCUGAUGUUCCUUUUGAACACAUCACCUGAAACACACUGAUGCUUAAACCUUCACUUUUUUUUUUUUUGGAGACAUAGUCUCACUCUGUCGCCCAGGCUGGAGUGCAGUGGCGUGACCUCGGCUCACUACAACCUCCGCCUCCUGGGUUCACGCCAUUCUCCUGCCUCAGCCUCCCGAGUAGCUGGGACUACAGGCGCCCGCCACCACGCCUGGCUAAUUUUUGUACUUUUAGUAGAGACGGGGUUUCACCCUGUUAGCCAGGAUGGUCUCGAUCUCCUGACCUCGUGAUCCGCCCGCCUGGGCCUCCCAGAGUGCUGGGAUUACAGGCGUGAGCCACUGCACCCUGCCUUAAACCUUAACUUUUUAAACCUUAUUUUAAAAGCAGUAUUUUCUAAGUCCCUCUCACUAAAACAAUCCUCUCAACCAAGCCUUCUCUUUUCAGAUAAAUUCAUAGAAACUUUAGGUUUAAGAUACUUUGUUGGCCAGGUGUGGUGGCUUACACCAGUAAUCCCAGCACUUUGGGAGGCCAAGGCUGGUAGAUCACUUGAAUCCAGGAGUUCCAGACCAUUCAGGGCAACAUGGCGAAACCCCAUCUCUACAAAAAGUACAAAUAUUAGCUGGGCUUGAUGGCAUGCAUCUGUGGUCCCAGCUACUCAGGCGGCUAAGGUGGGAGGUUCACUUGAGCUCAGCAGGCAGAGGUUGCAGUGAGCCAAGAUCACACCAUUCCACUCCAGCCUGGGCAACAGAGUGAGACCCUGUCUCAAAAAAAAAAAAAACAACUUUGUUUGAGGUGUGUGAUUGUAACCUCAGUACUUUUAGUGCUGUAUAUGAACAGGGACACUUGACCUCUGCACUUCACAUUUUGAGUCGGGUCAAUUAGGUAGUUGCUUGUACUGUCUUCUACCUGCAGGUGGUAGAGUUUCUUUAUAGUUCCCAAAGUUAAGUGGCACCCCUUUUCAGCCCCUGGAACUUAACCUGGAAUUCUGCCCUAUACGGUGCUGUAAAACAGAAACCAUGUUUGAAACUACUGUAACGAAUACAGGUCAGACAGCAUCCCUAAAUGUAAGAAUUCCUGAGGUCCAGGUGCCCCUGUGGCUUUCUUUUAGCUUAGAACAUGGAGUUAAUCUCAUUUUAUUUACAACAUCACAAAUGACUCAAAGGAUGCAUUUGUAUUUCCUUUCCUACAUAUGGAGAAGAGGAGUUUUUUCAAUAGCUCUGCCUUGAGCUGAGUAUGUAAAUGCUGUGGUUUCUGUAUUCAAAUACUUCAUGUUUUGAAGUUAGCAAAGCCCUUAGUACAGCUGACCCUUGAACAACACAGUGGGGAGGGGCACCAGCCCUGCAUGCAGUUGAAAAUCUCCUAUAACCUUUGAUUUUCCCACAACUUAACUUCUAAUAGCCUACUGUUGACUGGAAGUCUUAGCAAUAACAAACAGCCAAUUAACACAUAUUUUGCAUGUUAUGUGUAUUAUGUGCUAUAUUAUAAUAAAGUAAGCUAGAGAAAAAAUGUAAUUAAAAUCAUGAGGAGAAAAGAUAUUUACUAAUUCAUUAAAUGGAAGUGGACCAUCAGAAA
This is a messenger RNA of Gorilla gorilla gorilla (western lowland gorilla), 4034 nucleotides long. It is a transcript of the gene ACTR8, whose product is annotated as actin related protein 8. The record is from RefSeq and is a predicted model, not a curated record. Lineage: Eukaryota; Metazoa; Chordata; Mammalia; Primates; Hominidae. The transcript has 14 exons. The coding region runs from base 127 to 2001 and encodes 624 amino acids.